GCGGCCUCUUGGCAAGCUUUACGCAUUCCAAUCUGGCGACGCCGCCCUGACGCGCUGGGCAGCGUAAACAACGCCGACAGAAACGAGAGAAGCACCGAGAGCCCCGGUGACACAUCACAUCUUUUACAUUCCCGCGGACUGCGGGUCGUCUCCUCCGGGCGGCGUGUCAGAGACUUUGGGGUCCGGUUACCGUUGCGCGCUCUAAAUUUAGGGUUGCUUUGAGACUGACGCAAGAUAUCUGGGACACGAUCACUCUGCGGUAGCGGGGAACGAGGAUCCAUGGAAACGCGCCCUACACAUUCACCGCUACUGAUGACAAACAUUAUUUUUAGACUCUGCUGUCAUCAUUCGGUAACAACGAGGCCAAAGGCGUAUUGUAUAAAGGGAGGCUGUUGAAAAUGCACUUGUACAGUAGCGCGCUAACACACUACCCUGGAUCCUCUCGAAAAGUUUCGGUAACUCUUACCAGUGUCGUUAAUAACUCGACAAGCUCAAGUUCUUUGGAUCCGGUUGGUAGCGCCGUUAACGGAAACGCAACGGAAGCGUAUUUGGCCAGGGGGGAACGGACGGACGCAAAGAUGCCUGCUUUUUCUUGUUACGAGGCCACCUCGAUGAGGCCGAUUUUUUAUACAUCCACUGCCGAGAUUAUAAUCACACGACCGGAUGGUGUGGAGAGAUCUGUACCCAUUCACAUCGUUAAGGAGCCACACAGGAACCGCAAACCUUUGGAGCCACACCAUGGACGAAUUUCUCAUGCAGUCAAUGGAGAUGAUAAUGUUCAUUCUGGUUCCUUUUUGGGCGAUUUUGAGGACAGAGGGGAUAUUAAUUCUAUGAACUGUGAUAAGUUUUUUGACACAGAUGAUUAUAUAGUCUGUGAAAGGCAAGUGAAGCCAUUUAUCCCAAACGAUGCCACAACUUUUGGUACUGCACAGAUAUGCUCAUCUGAAGAUCCAGUCAAUAAUAAACCUCAACAGGAAGAUGACGGUGAACCUACCGACGAGCCCGUCUUCGAGCUGCAUGUCCUUCAGAAACCCACCUCAACACCCCCAAAAAGUGACAUUGGCAACAAAGUUACCCGUUACCUAGCCGAAGUGGAAAGACAAAACAAAUACCUCCAUGACAGGCAGAAAUACCGCUUUCACAUCAUCCCAGAUGGGAACUGCCUGUAUCGGGCCGUUUCCAAAGCUGCUUAUGGGGACCAGUCAAUGCACAAAGAGCUCCGAGAGCAAACCAUGCACCACAUCGCAGACCACCUGGAAGAAUUCAACCCCAUCAUAGAAGGUGACGUCGGGGAGUUUCUGAUCAAUGCAGCGCAGGACGGUGCAUGGGCUGGCUAUCCAGAGCUUUUGGCCAUGAGUCAGAUGCUGAACGCCAAUAUCUACCUGACCACUGGGGGUAGCGUGGAAAGCCCAACAGUUUCCACCAUGGUGCAUUACUUGGGAGAGGAGGACUUGUCUAAACCAGCCAUUUGGUUGAGCUGGCUCAGCAACGGUCAUUAUGACGUGCUGUUGGACAGCUGUCAGCCCAAUCCGGAAUAUGACGACUGGUGCCGUCACACCCAGGUACAGCGCAAAAGAGACGAGGAGUUGGCCAAGUCCAUGGCGGCGUCCCUCUCCAAAAUGUACAUUGAACAGAAUGGCCUGCACUGAAACCAAACAGAACCUUAAUUUGGAGAAUGUAUCUGGGAAUACUGUACUUGUACUGAUGUUUCCGAACGGAUUGCACUUUGAUUCCCUGUGUGAUUGAAUAUUGCCUUAAUUUAUUACAUUUUUAUCUGUGUGCAUUAUUGUUUCCAUAAACGUGUUGAAGUGCAGUGCACACAAUGAUGGUGAUAUGGAAAAUAAAGAUUGUUCGGGUCUGAACGAAUGUUUCUUAGAUUUUAUUGCAUGUGUGUCAGAAUUUGAAUUCUUGAGAAUAUUUUUUUAUGUGUAUUGUACAUAUUGUGUAAAACAGCUUUCCACCUAAAUGGAAAGUUUAGCACUUAUACAAACAUUACCACCAGUAUGUAAAUGUUUUUGUUAAUCUGUAUUAGUGUUCUGUUGUGUUAUAUAAACCAAAACGAUGUUUCUGAAAUUUCAAGUGCCUGAAAUCUAUUUUGUAACAGAUGUAUUUUGGAAUAAAUUCUUUGACGCAAUUUAAAA
Paramisgurnus dabryanus is the source of this 2141-nucleotide messenger RNA. RefSeq lists its product as uncharacterized. Lineage: Eukaryota; Metazoa; Chordata; Actinopteri; Cypriniformes; Cobitidae. The record is from RefSeq and is a predicted model, not a curated record. Gene Ontology annotation, molecular function: cysteine-type deubiquitinase activity. Gene Ontology annotation, biological process: protein K63-linked deubiquitination.